AUGGCGCUCGAUCCGACGGUCGGCACGGCUAAGAGGAUCUACCCCAUACCAAAGCCGAUGAAACUUGCCGACAGAAUUCGCCGCUGUGCCAAAUCAGGCUCGGCGACGCUGCAGCGACAGAUGCACUUCGAGAGUGACCCGAAGACAUUUUCCGCGCUCAUGGUAGGCUGCAUAGACUCUCCGCAACAACCGACGCACAUUCUCAUCCUCCCUGCGCCGCAGAGACUCAUUCGCAAAACAGCAUCGUCCUACACCGACCUUACGCUCCCAUAUAAGUGGCAGGACCCACAGACUCUGGAUUAUAUCAGAGACGAAGUAGGUUGCUUGUGCAUCAUGUCGACGAGGCAAAACUCGACUCCGUUCAUCUCUUACGGGGCCCGGGUUUUCCAGGUGCUCGAGCAGUGCCCUACGCUGGAAGGCAUGUACGUCGAUGCCUGGCCUGUCUAUUCGUAUCUACAACUCGCGAUGAAGUACCAUGCAAGCCCCGCCCACAGAAGCUCCAUCGAAGGGGAAUCCAUCUCGAAGUGCGUCGUGCGUCGCUCUGGCAGGCUGAGAAAAGCAAGGAGCGACACAUGUGAGCAUGAUCACGGCGAGGAGUAUGAAGAUGGGGACGAGGAUGAAGACGUAUCAAGUUCUGGGGUUGAGAAAAGCGGAGAUAGCGAGUAUGUGGAUGCCGACGUCAGAUCCGACUCAGACGCGGACUUCGAAGAGCAGAACACGUCUCUCUCGUAUAACGGCGGCGAUAGGAACUCGCUCGCCUCCGACAGUGGUGCAUCACUGGAAGACGCUCGGAUCCCGUCGAAUGCGCCAGUGAUACACUCGCCUGAAGUUGAGCUUGGAACGAGCAAUGCCGUUAUGGAAACUGGUCAACUUCGGUCCCCUUCAGCUCCCGAGUCUUCUCCCACGACUGCAGCCUACCAAUCGGACCCGGGCCCAUCCAACACCGUUCAGCGCGUGAAAAUUCAAGACCUACUCCGUGCACGCGGCUUUCCUUACUCGGAUGCACAGCGUAUCGCCCUCCUCUUUGGGUCCCUGGGGAUCACGGACGAGACAUACCUACGGAUGCUCGCACAUCUGCCUUCUGGAUACCGUGAGGCGUGGCUGUCGGAGAUGCGCCAGAAGAAUCUGCUGAGCGAUAUCCAGUCGUGGGGGAUCAUGGAAAUGCUAGACGCCGAGGGAUCCGAAGAUGAGGACACUCCUGAUCUAGGGCCUGAGGACGGCGAGGGAGACCAUGAUGCGGACGGCCUCGAGUACGCUGGUUUUGCGUCUACAUAG
Molecule: messenger RNA, 1275 nt
Organism: Trametes versicolor FP-101664 SS1
Lineage: Eukaryota; Fungi; Basidiomycota; Agaricomycetes; Polyporales; Polyporaceae
Exons: 3
Coding region: 1-1275 (424 amino acids)
Source: RefSeq, a predicted model, not a curated record